Aureococcus anophagefferens is the source of this 846-nucleotide messenger RNA. Its product is annotated as expressed protein. The record is from RefSeq and is a predicted model, not a curated record. The coding region runs from base 1 to 846 and encodes 281 amino acids. NCBI's taxonomy places the organism in Eukaryota, Pelagophyceae, Pelagomonadales, Pelagomonadaceae. The transcript has a single exon.
AUGCAUUUCGGCCUGCACGUGAGGAGCGAAUGCGUCGCGGCGCAGACCAUGGAGGAGCGGGAGGCCUCGCACGUCGUGGGCCCGGACUCCGACGCCGAGCGGCUCUUCGCGGCGUGCUGCGGCGUCUGCUGCGGCGGCGGGCCAUACUUGCCCAUCGCGACGAUCCCUUGCCGCCAGUACGCGACGUGGCAUCGAUGCCUCGACCUCUCGACGCCGGUGAACUUCCGCGCCGACGGCGAACGCCUCGUCGUCCGCACGCGGUCCAACGUCUGCUUCUGGGACGUCGAGGAGAUCGCGGUCGGGGACGUCGAGUCCGUCGGCGUUUACGUCGAGGAUACGGCCUGGGUCUCGUCGGGCGACCGGCCGGUCUACGCGCUCGAGUUCAAGGCCCCGGUCCCGGUGACGAACGCGAAGCAGCUCAAGCGGUCCAUGCCGCGGAGCUGCGCCGACGACGGCGGCUGCGACCGCUGCUGCGAGACGCACCUGCACUGCGCCAAGCCCGCGGGCACGCCGCUGAUGCCGCGGCCCUACUUCCCCGCGUGCUCUCUCGGCGCCGUCGUGCGCGGUCGGAGCGGCGUGACGCGCCUGAGCCGGCGGCGCUGGCUCCCGGCCGACGUCGACGCCAUGGAGCGCCUCGCGUCGAGCCUCGCGGUGCUGCUGGCGCGCGCGGCGGACGACGGCGCGUCGGCCUCGUCCGACGAGUCGCCGCGACUGCCGCGGUCCGCGUCCGAGGACCUGCUCUGCCCGCGCGUCGACGCGCGGGUCCACCCGUCGUCGUCGGACGAGUCCCUCGCGUCGCGCGCGGCGCCGGUCGCGCCCUGGCGCGACCCCCUCCCGGUGUACUAA